AUGCAAGCUAUGGGGCCGGUUGUGGCCUGGGCUGCAGGACAAAAGAAUCUGGCGAAGAUGGACUUAUCGAAAGCGUUUCACGCGAUCCCUGUCGCCGAAGAUCAAAUGAACUAUGCCAUUCUCGACUCGCGAGGACAAGCUUACCGCUACCGCAGAAUGCCUAUGGGCGCAAUGUGCGCACCCAAACACUUUUCUAUGGUGAUGGGGAAGGUGCUGGGCGAGUUGAGCGACUACGACAAAGUUCAUGUGCGAUCGUAUCAGGAUGAUGUAGUUGUCAUAAGCGUAACAGAAUGGGAUGUGUGUGAGAUAUGGCAGGUCGGUACAGCUUUAAAAUUUACUAUAAGAAGUCGUCGACAGCCGACGACUGGCACAGGUUUACACCCGACAGAAUAA
Molecule: messenger RNA, 393 nt
Organism: Gregarina niphandrodes
Lineage: Eukaryota; Apicomplexa; Conoidasida; Eugregarinorida; Gregarinidae
Product: RNA-directed DNA polymerase
Exons: 1
Coding region: 1-393 (130 amino acids)
Source: RefSeq, a predicted model, not a curated record